Molecule: messenger RNA, 1248 nt
Organism: Odocoileus virginianus texanus
Lineage: Eukaryota; Metazoa; Chordata; Mammalia; Artiodactyla; Cervidae
Source: RefSeq, a predicted model, not a curated record
UUCCCUUUGUUGCCCAUGUUCUGAUUCUGGUGCCCUGGUUCCUGGCCCUGCUGGAGUUCUGGUUCCGGAAGGCCUUCGCUGGGUGCCUCGGGCAUGUCCUGCAUCCGCCAGUGCCCGGGGCAAAUGGACAUCCGCAGAGGUGUGGUGAGCCUGGCCACAGGCGCCGGAGCCAUCUACCUCCUCUACAAGGCCAUCAAGGCUGGCAUAAAAUGUCAGCCACCCUUCUGCUCUGCCUCACCCAUCUGCAUCGCCCGUGAGUGUCCCCGCCCUGGGGAGAGGGCUUGGCCCCAGGAGCCUGAACCGGUCUGGGGUGGCUGUCUAGGCCUGGCAAUCGAGCGAGAGCGACACGGGCGGCACUCAGGUGAGCUCCGGAGGCUUCUCAACUCUUUGGAGUGCAAGCAGGAUGCGUACACCAAGAGCAUGAUCCUACACAGCAUCACGCGCUGCGUGUACUUGCUGGAGUCCGAGGCCUCUGCUUGUACUAACGAUGACGUCACGUUGGUGGGCUCCAUGCUGGAUGACAGGGACAACAGUGUCAAAAUCCAAGCCCUGAACACACUUAAAGCUUUCUCUGGCAUCAGAAAAUUCAGGCUCAAAAUCCAGGCAGGAAACCCUUCUCUCCCCGCCCCUCCCCAGGAACACGCCAUCAAGGUGCUGGAACUGAUCUCCACCAUCUGGGACUCAGAGCUGCACAUUGCAGGCCUCAGGCUCCUCAACAACUUCCCGCUGCCUGACUUUGUGCAUCCACAGCUGCGACGGGUGAUGCCUGCCUUGAUGGAGAUUCUGCAGUCGGACUAUAUCCUGGCACAGGUGCAAGCCAUACGAUUGCUGAGCAACCUGGCACAGAAGAACGACCUUCUCUAUGAUAUUCUGAACUGCCACGUACACUCCAACUUCCUGAACCUGUUCCAGUCCACACAGCCUGGGAGUCUGCUGUUUGAGGUCCUGGUGUUUGCAGAGCGGCUGAGCGAAGGCCGGAGUUCACCCCACUACCGCGCCGUGAAGUGGCAUUACAACGAACAGUCUUUACACGAAGCUCUCUUUGGGGACGACUCACGACUGGCAGACCGGCUGCUCGCUUUGGUCAUCCACCCCGAGGAGGAUGUUCAGAUCCAGGCCUGCAAAGUCAUAGUCAGCCUGCAGUGCCCCCAGGACGUGGGGAUCCGGCCUUCCUGCCCACCCAGCCAUUCCUGCUUUAAUAACGGGGAAUAAAAUUACGGAGAGCCAAUAAAUGAGUGUGGGAGAGGA